Molecule: messenger RNA, 1737 nt
Organism: Neogale vison (American mink)
Lineage: Eukaryota; Metazoa; Chordata; Mammalia; Carnivora; Mustelidae
Gene: SP7
Product: Sp7 transcription factor
Exons: 4
Coding region: 1-1737 (578 amino acids)
Biological process (GO): regulation of transcription by RNA polymerase II
Molecular function (GO): DNA-binding transcription factor activity, RNA polymerase II-specific; RNA polymerase II cis-regulatory region sequence-specific DNA binding
Source: RefSeq, a predicted model, not a curated record
AUGACCCUAAAAGUUAGGCAGCUGAAGCCUCCACCCGGAGCACAGCCUCCCUCCUGUCUCUCACCGCAUGCAUGCACACACACACACACACACACACACACACACACACAGGGACAUACACACUGUUCUCCUGAUCUAGAGGUGGGUGACUGGAGAAGCAAGCGUCUCUGCGGUCAGCUCCAGGGUCGGGGCGGCGCGGCGGCCUCAGCAGCAGUAGGAGAGCGGCGGCGGCGGCGGCGGCGGCGGCGGCGGCAGCCAGGACUCUGGAGUCAGAGUAGGACUGUAGGAUCGCAGCCCGAGUGGGAACAGGAGUGGAGCUGGCCUGGGAGAGGAGUGCAGCCCUCGAGGGGCCCUGAGGCCACCCCUUGCCCACACUCCCACUGCCAGACCUCCAGGGAGGAGAGACCCAGGACACCCAGCCCCAGAGCCCCCAGCCUCAGGAUGGCGUCCUCCCUGCUUGAGGAGGAAGCUCACUAUGGCUCCAGUCCCCUGGCCAUGCUGACGGCAGCUUGCAGCAAAUUUGGUGGCACCAGCCCUCUGCGGGACUCAGCGACACUGGGCAAAGCAGGCGCCAAGAAGCCAUACCCUGUGGGCAGUGACCUUUCAGCCCCGAAAACCAUGGGGGAUGCCUACCCAGCCCCCUUUACAAGCACUAAUGGGCUCCUCCCACCUGCAGGCAGUCCUCCUGCGCCCACCUCGGGCUAUGCCAAUGACUACCCUCCUUUUUCCCAUUCGUUCCCUGGGCCCACAGGCACCCAGGACCCUGGGCUACUAGUGCCCAAGGGCCACAGCUCUUCUGACUGCCUGCCCAGUGUCUACACCUCUCUGGACAUGGCACACCCCUACGGCUCCUGGUACAAGGCAGGCAUCCACGCAGGCAUCUCACCGGGCCCAGGCAACGCUCCUACUCCUUGGUGGGACAUGCACCCUGGGAGCAACUGGCUAGGUGGUGGGCAGGGCCAGGGUGAUGGGCUGCAAGGGACACUGCCCACAGGUCCGGCUCAGCCUCCACUGAACCCCCAGCUGCCCACCUACCCGUCCGACUUCGCCCCCCUUAAUCCAGCUCCCUACCCGGCUCCUCACCUCCUGCAGCCAGGGCCCCAGCAUGUCUUGCCCCAAGACGUCUAUAAACCCAAGGCAGUGAGCAACAGCGGGCAGCUGGAGGGGAGCGGUGGGGCCAAGACCCCCCGGGGGGCCGGCACUGGGGGCAGUGGCGGAUACGGAGGCGGUGGAGCGGGGCGCUCCUCCUGCGACUGCCCCAACUGCCAGGAGCUUGAGCGCCUGGGGGCGGCAGCCGCUGGGCUGCGGAAGAAGCCCAUCCACAGCUGCCACAUUCCCGGCUGCGGCAAGGUGUACGGCAAGGCGUCGCACCUGAAGGCGCACCUGCGCUGGCACACGGGCGAGCGGCCCUUCGUCUGCAACUGGCUCUUCUGCGGCAAGCGCUUCACCCGUUCGGAUGAGCUGGAGCGCCACGUGCGCACCCACACCCGGGAGAAGAAGUUCACCUGUCUGCUCUGCUCCAAGCGCUUUACCCGGAGUGACCACCUGAGCAAACACCAACGUACCCAUGGCGAGCCAGGCCCGGGACCCCCUGCCAGCGGCCCCAAGGAACUGGGGGAGGGCCGCAGUGCAGGGGAAGAGGAGGCCAGUCAGACGCCCCGACCUUCAGCCUCCCCAGCACCCCCAGAGAAAGCCCCUGAAGGCAGCCCAGAGCAGAGCAAUUUGCUGGAGAUCUGA